AUGUCGGACACAACUUCAAGAUCCUCUGUUCCUCUGAGGAUGAACUCCCCUGAGAGUUAUGAGUCUGCCGCUUUGGAGAUCGAACUGGAGAAGCAGAUGGUGAAAGCUCUCAAGAGGCUAUCCAUGGGAAAUCUUAUCGAGCAUGAUCCAGACUUUCCCAUGGAGGAUCCCGAGGUUCUCCUCAUGAACGAAAAAGAGAGAACUGACGACUCCACUGCAUCACUUGACACACUCUCGCUUUCCAAAUCCGCAUCGCCUCCCUCAUCAGGCUCUCAUACUCCUCCUUUAGAAGCGAAAGACCCAUCGGCGUCUGCGAACGAUCCCUCCUCAGAUCACACGUCGCAUUAUGUCACUCCUGACGAUUCUUUCGACUCAGAGACUUCCGUAAAUCACGAAAAUGUUCUUUGGGUACCAGCCAAUUUGCAUCCGGAGGUCAAUCCACAACAAUUUAAACAGCAUGUCAAAGUCACUAUUGAUGAGCUUCUAGAAAGAAAAUUAUCGAGAUCGCAGUCAAAUCGAUCAAAGCGCUCAUCUUUGUCUUUGACAACGAAUGAUGACGUUCACAAAGAUUCAGAUUUCGAUAGCACGGAGUCUGACACUCUGUCCCAUCAAAUUGAACAAAACAACAGGUAUAGUAACCCUUCACUUUUGGAGUUAAGUACCGAACUAGAGACUCUAUCGCGUUUAGCAGGAAUGGACUCUGACGAUGCUGUUACGCUAGCUCGCUCCUUGUCCACGCAUUCACUCGGGUAUACCGAAGUAGAGAAAGCAGCAAUUGAUGAGUUAGGAGCUCCUCAUACCAAUGUUGGUGCCAAUCAAGCGGAGAUCUUGGAUCUUGGAAUGGACAAGUCCGUCCAUAGGACAUUUUCUGGACAGCCUGUAAAAUCACGGCCAACUCAAGGUCCUCCACACCGAACAGACUUGCAGAAAGCACAGCAUCGCCAUCCGGACGGCCGCUCACAUUCUACCCAGCAAUUGCUGCAAGUGCAGAAGGCUCCAAAAGUGCAUCUGAAUGAAAGUGAGGGACAUUUUGCAUUGAAGAGAAGUAGAAGGUUGCAUCAUAGGAAACCUCACACCUCAACACCUACUCAUUUAGGUUCCCAAUUACAGAGUAAGAAGGCAGGAAGCUUGGCUGAAUUGAGGCACAAUCUCAAUUCAACGUCCAUGCCUUUGUCAUAUCAUGGAGAGUCCGAGGCACGCAUGAAGAGCUCCAUCAGUCGUCAAAGCAUGCAGAGUAUAAACCCGAGAAGCUCUCAAAUUCUCUUCAGUUAUAAGGGCCCGCCAAGACUGCAAACCUACAAUAAAGUUCCAGCUUCAGCUCCUCCGAACUCAGCUCCACCAUCACCCGUUCUACAUCCAAGAAGCCCAAAAAGCCCAGUAGUAGGGCAAAUGAACAAAGACACUGCAAUGGUAAAUCCAAUGAACUCUGCGGAAUUACGACAAAAGUCUCGUGAACAAAGACAAUUAACUGGUAAUCAGUAUAUUCAGCACCGUCACAAACCUACCAGUCUUUCAUCACGCUCUCUGCGUGAAAAUCUCCAGCAAGCUCAGAACAUGGCUCCACAAUCAGGGUUUGCCUCCAUGCCUGGUCCAUACCGCCCCACGCAACGUAAACCCUCGCCAACUUCACAACAGGGAUUUGAUGGCCAACACAAAUCGGAAAGGCGUAACAUAUCUCCUCAACAAGUACCGAAUUCUCAGUAUAUGCAUCAUGGUGCUACAUCGAUGGACUAUAGACAAAAAUCCCUUCAACAGAACCAAGCGUACGCGACGAUGCAAUUCCGAAAGCAAAGAAGUAUACUGUCAAAAACUUUGGGGCGCUCUAGACCAAUUUUACAGGAGGCAAAUCGUGAUGAAAAUGGAUAUCCAAAUGAGCCAUUUCACUCUCAUAAGGCAGGUAGAGAUGUCAAGAUUGAUAAAACGUCUCAAUUAAAUGAAAAUCUUGAUAUGCUUAGAAAUGAGAUAAAUGAAUUCAAAGAGAGUUUAUCUCAUCCUGAUGCAAAGACAAAGCCCAAAACUCUGCCUCUUGAGCCCGAGGCCGAGAGUUCUGAGGAGGUAUCGCCAACUCAAUCAGGCGCCGUGCCUGAUUUCAGCUUUGACACUUCACUCGACUUAAGCUACGAGGACACCUUGGGAAUCGAGAAGGAAAUUCUUGAUGAUCUCAAAGACGAGGGUUUUACAAGUACUCCUCAUACGAGCCCAGUUAAACGCUCUCACAAAGCGGGUGGUACCCAGAAGCAAGUAGAUGUUGAAACGACUAAGUUAACUUCUGAUUUGGCAGCUCUGCGAGUUGACGAUGAUAAGAGGAGGCUCGAGACAAGACUUCCCGAACAAAUAAAAGCACCGUAUGUCUCCGAGAAGCAAGGGGACUUAGAGAGGGAGCAGCGUUUAGGGUCAGACACAGAUGAAGUAGUGGUCGAGGACUCUUUCCCAAUACAAGACGAGCGCAAAACACCUUCUCAACUCGUUUGCGAUAAAAUUGAUGUCAUGCCCGAGAAAAAGGAGAGUAUUCAUCAAGGUGGAAGCGGGAGAGAUGAUGAUAUGUCUCCUACUGAAACUGCCGCAAUACCAGUUCCGUUGGAGGCCACUUCUACCGGUGAUUCAAAGCAAUUGAGAAAUAAAAAAUCAUUCGGCUCCCUUUCUAUUGGCGAUAAAAAGAAAAAUAAGAAGGGAUGGCUUUGGUCCAAGGGUCGCUCAGUGAGCGCUCAACAUGUACCACAAGACGGAGCCUCCCAAAAACCGUCGAGAUCGGUUUCAUCUCCCGACAUUCAAACAAACAAAAGGGAUCAUAAGGAAAUUCAAAAAGAGCCUAAAGAGAACGUCAUCUCCAAAUUGUUCAAGAAGAAGAGAAGCAACUCUGUUGGGAGUACUCAUCUGUUUGCGCUGAAAAAUGAGGCAGGCACCAGCGAAGAGAGAGAGUCAAAAAGUAUAAAGAGAUUUAGCUCUGCUAUUUUUAAGACGUCUAAGGAUGAUGAUGCAAAGAGCAUAUCUUCUAGGGAAGAGCAAGAGGCUGUCAAUGAAGAAAAACAGGAGCGGCACAAGGAAGGACCUGAAGAACAGUCCACGAAAGAAAAGAUCAAGAAUAAGUUUAGAAGCAGGGACAAGCAUUCUGAUGAAAGGCCAGCUGAGAAGACUGCAAUUGAAACUGUUGAAGUUGAGGAAACCAUUGAGGAAGUUUCAGAAGAUGCUGAAGAGGAAGAAAGUAAACCUCAAACGACACUUGAAGUCCAAGAAAAAAUCAAGAAGCUGAUCAAGAGAACUUCUAAAGCGAACCCACCGCUAGAGUAUACUGAUUCGGCCUUUGGUUUCCCACUUCCACCUCCGUCAGUCUCUACGUUGAUCAUGUUGGACUACAGGUUCCCUGUUCAUGUUGAAAGAGCAAUUUAUAGACUCUCACAUCUAAAGCUCGCGAAUCGAAAGCGCUCGCUUCGUGAGCAGGUGUUGUUGUCCAAUUUCAUGUAUGCAUACUUGAAUUUGGUUGAUCAUACGUUGCAUUUGGAACAACGAAUGAGCGCGGAAGAAUCGGACAUGAUGGAAGAGCCGGAAGCUGACAUGGGACUUUUCAAUGACGACGACAAAGACACGGAUUUCGAAUCUGAAGAUGAUGCCUUAGAGGACAAUGCCUUCGAUGUCAGACUCGAUCUAGGUGGUGAACAAUACAACGAGAUCACUGUUUAA
Messenger RNA from Candidozyma auris, 3678 nucleotides. It is a transcript of the gene ZDS1, whose product is annotated as Zds1p. Gene Ontology annotation, cellular component: cytoplasm; cell septum. The coding region runs from base 1 to 3678 and encodes 1225 amino acids. Lineage: Eukaryota; Fungi; Ascomycota; Pichiomycetes; Serinales; Metschnikowiaceae. The record is from RefSeq and is a predicted model, not a curated record. The transcript has a single exon. Gene Ontology annotation, biological process: establishment of cell polarity; positive regulation of G2/M transition of mitotic cell cycle.